Messenger RNA from Callorhinchus milii (elephant shark), 1935 nucleotides. Its product is annotated as macrophage metalloelastase-like. The transcript has 10 exons. Lineage: Eukaryota; Metazoa; Chordata; Chondrichthyes; Chimaeriformes; Callorhinchidae. Gene Ontology annotation, molecular function: metalloendopeptidase activity; zinc ion binding. Gene Ontology annotation, biological process: extracellular matrix organization; collagen catabolic process; proteolysis. Gene Ontology annotation, cellular component: extracellular matrix. The record is from RefSeq and is a predicted model, not a curated record. Bases 31 to 1854 code for a protein of 607 amino acids.
AGAAAUGGCUUUUUGCUGAGCCAAAAGAUCAUGGAAAUGCAGCAAUUCUUUCACCUUCGAUUGACUGGGACUCUGGACGAGGACACGAUGGAGGAGAUAGAGAAGCCCCGCUGUGGCUACCCUGAUGUGAAGUCUUUCACCCUGUUUGGGGGCAGCCCCAGGUGGCCCAGGAACACAGUAACUUACAGGGUUUUGAAUGGACCACCCGGGAUCAGAAGAAGUGAAAGUGACCAGGCUAUUGCCGAGGCCUUUAAAGUUUGGAGCGAUGUUACUCCUUUGAAGUUUCUCAAACGCAACUCUGGAAAUGCUGAUAUCGUAAUAUUUUCCGCUGCCGGCAAUCAUGGCGAUGGAGGGAAUAGCAGAUUUGAUGGAAGGAAUGGUGUCUUGGCUCAUGCCUACGCUCCUGGUAGAGGCAUAGGUGGAGAUACACACUUCGACGCGGCCGAGAGGUGGAGUUUGACAUCCAACGGAAUCAACUUUUUCCUUGUCGCUGCACAUGAAUUUGGUCACGCUCUGGGACUUGGUCACUCAAAUGAUAGAAGGGCUUUGAUGUUUCCUACCUAUAAAUAUGUGAACACAAGGAGUUUCAGGCUCCCAUCUGAUGAUGUUAGAGGAAUUCAAACCUUAUAUGGCAGUCAAACAUGUCCACGAGGAGAACCAGGAGGGGGAAGACGAAGAGGAGGGGGAAGACGAAGAGGAGGACGGAGACGAGGAGGAAGACGAAGACCAGGAGGAAUACGAAGACUAGGAGAAGGACGAAGACCAGGAGGAGGACAAAGAGAAGGAGGAGGACGAAGACCAGGAGGACGACAAGGAGGACGAGCACGAGUAGGAAGAGGAGGACGACGAAGUGAAGGACAACGACAAGGACGAGUAGGGAGAGGACUAUUAGGAGUUGGAGAAGGAUCAGGAGAACUAGGAGGACGAGAAGGAGGAGCACUGAGAGCAGGAGCACUAAGAGGAGGAGCAAUGGGAGAAGGAGGAGGACAAGGAGGAGGACAAAGACAACAAGGAGGACGAAGACGAGGCGGACGAAGACGAGGAGGACGAAGACGAGGCGGACGAAGACGAGGAGGACGAAGACGAGGAGGACGAAGACGAGGAGGACGAAGACGAUGCGGAGCUGGAGGACGAAGACGAGGAGGACGAAGACACACAACACAAUCACCACCAACAACACAAACACCAUCAACAACACAAAUAACACAAACAGGAAUCCAAAAUGAGAGAAAACGAAGAGAUGUUCAACAGUUAGGAGAGCUUUCGCAAAGAAGUAUCCUGAAUUAUUGUGAUACCAACAUGUCCUUUGAUGCAGCUUUCAAUCUGCAUGGAUACCCUCUGUUGUUUAAGAAUGGGAUCGGUUUAUCGAAAGACCCAUACUCAGAAAAUAUGAAACAAUUCCCAAUCUACGCAUUUUUCCCGAACAUCCCAUCGAUCGAUGCUGCAGUUAAUGUCCCAGAUGAAGAUACGGUCAUUCUUUUCAGAGGAUCUGAGUACUGGAAAUCCAAAUGGUUACGAUUGUUGCCAGGUUUCCCUCAAGGUAUCAGCAGUCUUGGAUUUCCAACAUCUGUCACUCAGAUCGAUGCUGCAUUAUAUAUCAAACUGGAAAAGAAGGCAUUGUUCUUUGUGGGAGAUCAAUAUUGGAGUUAUGAUGUGAUGAAAAAUCGUAUGGACACAGGCAAUCCAAAACCAAUACAAGAUAACUUUCCUGGAAUUGGUAACAAAAUAGAUGCAGCGUUUGAUUUUGAGGGUUUCUAUUACUUUUCUAAUGGAGCAACUCUAUACAAAUAUGACCCCAGGAACAGACAAGUUAACAGUGUUUUGAAAGCAAAUUCCUGGUUUGAUUGUAAAUAGGUGGCUCUCAGGUAUAAUUUAGCGCUUAUAGCUUCGUACUCACACUCAAAAUCAAAUUUAGUUAGUGGAGUCCUGCAGCUC